Messenger RNA from Phlebotomus papatasi, 3045 nucleotides. RefSeq names its product protein suppressor of white apricot (gene su(w[a])). The record is from RefSeq and is a predicted model, not a curated record. Gene Ontology annotation, biological process: mRNA 5'-splice site recognition; RNA processing. The coding region runs from base 942 to 2978 and encodes 678 amino acids. The transcript is spliced from 7 exons. Gene Ontology annotation, molecular function: RNA binding. NCBI's taxonomy places the organism in Eukaryota, Metazoa, Arthropoda, Insecta, Diptera, Psychodidae.
CUAGCGCCACCGCAUUCUGAAAGAGAAAAACGCGUCUUGAAAAAUAAAAUGCUGUGAAAAUUUUUGUAUUUUGCUACAAAAAACCUGUGAAAAAUUGCAAAUUCUUGCUUAAAUUAGUUAACAAGGUGAUGAUGGAUACGUAGGGCAAGUGGAAAUGCAGUUAUUUGUUGAUAGUGCGCGCGAGGAAGGACUGAAUGGCAUAACAGAGUGACAUAACCUAACUUUUUGAUGGAAGACUUUCCAAAAAAUGCAAAUUUUCUGCUAAAAAGAACAUUUUUGUGUGAAAAACUAAACGGAUUUAGGUGGAAAGUGACUGUGCGGUGACUAUAGAGACGCAGUGGAGUGUGUGGGACAAGUGUGUGGAGAAUAUGGCAUCAGCAUCUGGAAGUGGUGGUGCUUCCGGACAUGUAGAGUCCGGAAUCCUGCGGAAGCGCUCAAAAUUCAGCCCGGAGAAUCAGGAGGAGCUUCUGGUGUUUGGCUAUCAGUGUCAUCUGUUCCGGGACGACGAGAAAGCUCAGUUUAUUGAUCAAGGAAAACACCUAAUACCCUGGAUGAACGAUAAUUCGAUAAAAAUUGACAGGUUAAUAAUGUUUCUUUCACACACUUUUGCCACCUCUUCUAAUAAGCUAAGGAACAAAAUAAUAUUCUUUAAUCAUUGAACAAUAACUUUCUCCAAAAAAAAAAUUACAAGAGAGUCAUUGAGAAAUUUCGCAAAGUCUGAAAAAAAAACAAUAAAAAUCAUGCGAAAUAUCAAGAAAUUUGUAGCAGUUUUUCACAGCAACGAUUUUCAAUAAAAAAAAUUUAAAAAAAAAUUCCCACGGAUUCCGGGAGUCAACAUCCAUCAACACAGUGGAUUUUUUGCCUUACCCGAAGCUUGUGUUGUUAUUGAUAAAUCCUCGCAGGUUUGGUACGAUGUGCGUGCGACGCUCAAUGAUUUGAAAAUGUACGAGGCCCCACCGGGAGGAUACACCAAUCGCCUGGAUUACCUGUCAGCAGCGGAGCAGAAAGCUGAGCAACUCUGCGAGGAGGAACGCUACUACAGUCUCUACCACAACGAACGCGAAGAGGAAUACCAGCAAGAGGAAGAACUUAAGAGACUACAGACAUCUUCUUAUGCCCAAGUUAGCUUCAGUUAUGACAAUCCACCUGCUGCAGCGCUUCCGGAGAAGCAGGCCAGCGUCGAAGAGGAGGAAGUAGAUGAAGAAGUGUUUGAGCCAUCAGCUAAUUUUCCCAUUCCAUCGGAUAUUGAAUUGCCGCCAACGGUGAAGCUUAAUGCGAUAAUUGAGAAAACGGCACGAUUUAUUGCGAUGCAGGGGACUCAGAUGGAGAUUCUGAUAAAGACAAAGCAAGCAAAUAAUCCCCAAUUUGAGUUUCUGACCCAAAAUGGUCGUUUCAAUCGCUAUUACAAAUUUAUCUUGGCGGCUAUCAAAGACAAUCGCUAUCCGAGUCCAGAGACUGAUUCUGGGGCUUCCAAUGCGUCUGGACAUGUCCAGAGUGUUUCGGGGGAAGUGGCUAGGGAUGCUUCGCAGUCACAGAAAUCUCAGCAGAAGAAAGCUCUUCCCGUCCUAAAGUACAAACCAUCGGCUGAUUGUGCUUACACUCAGUUGAUUAGCAAGAUCACAGGAGCUCCUCUGCCGUCUCAGGGCCUUGAGGAGGCUCCUGUGGAAAUCACAGAAGUUAUCCCUGAGCCUUCCAGCCAUUCCAAUGGCAAGCCUGAAGUGCCGCAGCUUCAGGAUAAUGAAAAAGUUGAUUUCCGGAGGAAGGCUGAAAGUGUGGAAGUCAAGAAGAUUUCCACCGGUUUGAUGCUGGCUCAGUGCUACAAUUCCGAGUCUGAGAGCGAUGAUGACAGCAACAGCAGGAAUAGUCUGUUCAAAUUGGAUCUGCCCGUGCCUCCGGAGAGCCUACAACACAUUAUUGACAAGACAGCGGCCUAUGUGGCGAAGAAUGGGAAGGAUUUUGAGGAUAUUCUGCGCACAAAGCACGAUCCGAGGUUUUCCUUCUUGGACGAAUCAUCAGAGUAUCAUCGGUAUUACAUUUACAAAGUUACUGGAUCUAUCUACCUCCCGUCAAGUGUCAAUAAUGGGGAUAGUCAGGCGAAGCAAUCCUCCGUGCCAGAGCUUUUGAGCAAUAAAGCAAAAGAAACGGCUUCUGAGAAAGAAAUUGACCUUUUGCCAAAGGUCAUGACUCCUGUGUGCUUCUCAAUUCGAGCCAAAGAUGAUCCCCCUGUUCCCAUGAAGCCCGUCCUGCCGCAGGAGCCGAGCAGCGAUGAGGAAGUACCUGAGAAAAAUGGCUCUCAAUCUGAUACACGAGAAGCCGUUCCGGAGGAAAAAACAGAUCCUGUGGACAUCAACAGGGAUUUGGGGAUAAAUGUGGAGGAGAUUCUGGAGAUGGAGGAGAAGAAGGAGGCCAAGAGGGCGGAGGAAAAGGUGCGGGAUAAACUUGCAGCUGCAGCACGUGAGAAAUUGGGAUUGAUCUCCAAGGAGAAGCAGCUGCAAUUGGAGAGGAAGAAGAAGGCGAUGGCGUUUCUCACUCAAAUUAAAAGUUCAGGACUUGCAAAGGCAUCAGCUAAUGCAACUGCCACAGCUGCAGUGUCAGGAGGAAUUCCUCAGAGUCAGAAUUUGGUGGGGAAUGGUGAGAGAGAGCAGGAAAAUAAUUCUGAUUCCGAUGUGUCAAUUCAUUCACUGCCCUCUACAACGACAGUGUCUGAAAUGAGGGAGAAGAGUCGCAGUCGCAGUCGAUCUAAGAGUAGAAAACGACGCACAAGAUCAAGAUCAAGGACAAGAUCAUCGUCAACGAGAUCGAGGUCACGAUCACGAUCACGCCGGAGAUCGCCAUCGGUGAAGCGGAAAAAGAAGAAGUCUAAGCAUGAGCAUGGGAAGAAAAAGUCCAAGAGGAAGUCAAGGAGUAGAUCGGGAUCCAGGGAGAGGAAGCACAAGAAGAAGUCCUCGAAGAGAAGGAGUGAAGAUCGACACAGAUAAUUGUUCAACAUUUUGCACUUCUUUUUUUAGAGUGCACUUGAUAAUAAAAAAAAUUGUACAUAAGCUA